AUGUCGAAGGCGGAGGUGCUCUGGCAGGUAGUCGGCGGAGCUGCUAGCGGCGGACUCGUGGUCCGAAGUGGUGCAUCCCUGACAACACAGCAAGCCGACCUUCGCUUGGCCAACGGUGCCAUCGUGCGGCAGUUGGAGGCAAAGUCGGGGCGACUGCGCUAUGAGCUGGUCCGUGGGACUGGGCCCAGCACUGGAUGGGUGAGCCUCUGCCUGCAUGGAAGGGAGUUGCUUAAGAGACGCAGCGCGGUGCAGGAGAGUAGCAAGGAUGCAGGCACUGAGGUGCUUGCUCCCCUCCAGAAAGACAUUGUGGCAAGUGCACCAGCUUAUUCGAUGUCCCCGACGCCGCCAUGGGCGCCUCAAGGAUCCCCUGGCUACACAAGCUACAAGGGACAGUGCCCGACUGCAGAGGACAGUGCUCGCAAAAGGGCUACUUAG
Molecule: messenger RNA, 435 nt
Organism: Symbiodinium necroappetens
Lineage: Eukaryota; Dinophyceae; Suessiales; Symbiodiniaceae
Source: the annotation of a GenBank genome assembly